This is a messenger RNA of Notechis scutatus (mainland tiger snake), 3142 nucleotides long. Lineage: Eukaryota; Metazoa; Chordata; Lepidosauria; Squamata; Elapidae. The record is from RefSeq and is a predicted model, not a curated record.
UGAUGUCUCCAACAAGCCAUGAUGAUGUGUAUGAUGGCAUGAUCACACAAUUGCCUCAUUACAUGUUUCUGCCCGAAUGUCUGAUGCAAAUAUAAUGGGUAAAAAGAUAAAAAAGGAAGUUGAGCCUCCUCCAAAGGAUGUGUUCGAUCCUUUGUCAGUUGAAAGCAAAAAAGCUGCAACAGUGGUACUGAUGCUCAGUUCUCCUGAAGAGGAAGUGCUAUAUAAAGCAUGUGAAGCUCUGUAUAGAUUUGCAUUAAAAGGUGAAGAAAACAAGCUGACACUUCUUGAACUUGGAGCAUUAGAACCUUUAUUUAAAUUAGUUACACAUGAAGAUCCCACUGUUCGCAGAAAUGCUACCAUGGUAGUCGGAAUCAUGGCAUCUCAUAAUGAUGUGAAGAAAUCUCUACGGCAGCUUGAUGUCACAAGUGCAUUCAUAGCUCGUCUGGCACCAGAAGAAGAUGUUGUCAUCCAUGAGUUUGCCAGUCUUUGUCUCGUACACAUGUCAGUUGAUUAUAACAGUAAAGUACAAAUUUUUGAGCAAGGUGGAUUAGAGCCUCUUAUCCGGCUGCUAGGAAGUCCUGAUCCUGAUGUUAAGAAGAAUUGUGUGGAAUGCAUCUAUAAUCUAGUGCAGGAUUUUCAAAGUCGUGCUGCAAUACGCGAAUUAAAUGUAAUUCCUCCUUUGUUGGAACUUCUGAAGUCUGACUACCCAGUUAUUCAGUUGUUAGCACUCAAAACUUUAGGUGUCAUUACCAUUGAUAGAGAAACAAGAGUGAUGUUAAGAGAAAAUCAAGGAUUAGAUCACCUUUUCAAGACAUUGGAAACUAAGGAAUUUAAUGACCUACAUGUAGAAGCUCUUGGAGUUGUGGCAAAUUGUCUUGAGGAUGUGGAUACAAUGCAACUGAUCCAGGAGACAGGGGGUCUCAGAAAGCUACUGGCCUUCACUGAAGUUUCCACUCUAACUGAGUUUCAGAAGAAUGCCGCAAAAGCUAUUGCUAAGGCAGCCGCUGAUGCUGAAAACAGAAAAAUCCUGAAUGAACAAGAAGUUGAAAAAUGUCUUAUCACUCUUUUGGGAACGGAUAACGAAGGAACCAAAAUAGCUGCUUCUCAAGCCAUCUCUGCUAUGUGUGAGAAUUUAGCUAGUAAACAAACCACUGGAGCUCUUGGAAUUCCCCAGCUUGUUCAGUUGCUAAGCAGCGAAAAUGAAGAGGUAAAGGAAGCUGCUGCUACAGCUCUGGUUAAUCUAACAACUGCCCAUCCUGCCAAUGCAAGCGCUGUUGCUGAAGCUGAAGCCAUUGAACCGCUAAUUAGUGUUCUAAGCUGUAAAAGAGACGGCGCCGUGGCUAGUGCUGCCUCUGUUCUCACAAACUUAGCCAUGCAGGAGCCAUUACGUCUCACCAUCCAAAGCCAUGGUUUUAUGACUGCCAUUGUAGAUCCACUGAAUUCCACUAACAGCAUUGUGCAGAGCAGAGCAGCUCUUGCUGUGGCUGCUAUGGGCUGUGAUGCUGAGGCCAGAACUGAGUUACGAAAUUCUGGUGGACUUGAACCUCUUGUUAAGCAUCUGCAUUCUAAGAAUGAUGAAGUACGAAGAAAUGCUUGUUGGGCUGUUAUGGUUUGUGCAAGUGAUGAAUUAACAGCAGCUGAAAUGACCAGGUUGGGUGCUUUAGAUAUUCUUGAUGAAAUUAACCUCUCUAUUGGUCGCAAAAAUAACUUCAGUGAAGCAGCAUUGGAAAAGAUACUUGAUCACAAUCUUCCACAAAAAUACAGUCAAAUGGGGUUUUUAGCAUCUACUAACAUAAUCUUGGAUGGAUUCUAUGACUAUGGGCAGGUGAAACCUGGUGAAAAACUAUUGUCACUGGAGGAACUCUGUGCUCAGGAGCUUAAUGAUCAUCGUGCUAUAAUUUUAAUAAAUGCUAAACUAUCAGAACUUGAACACCAAGCAAUUUCCAUAUCAGUCGAGGAAAAACCACAAGAGACCUCAGCCUCUCGAAUGGGGGUGCCUGCUAGCAAUACCAGGAAAUCUAGCAGAACUAAUUCAUUGGAUGAAAAACCAGAAUCUCCAGGACGGUCUUCUUCAAUCAGUAAAGGAAGCUCUAGAGAGAAAGGAUCAAGGAAGGGGAAAGGGAAAAAAGAAGAAGAAAAACCAAAAGAUGAGGACGUGGAACCAUCCGUACCUAAAGUAGUUGAAACUCCAGGAAAAGCUGUAUGGAUCCCCCCUUUUGACCCCAUCUUGUAUGAUUAUAUUACUGAGGUUUCUAGAACAAUUCUACCACUACCAACUAGCAAAGAGCAAGUGGUAGCUCUUGCACAGUUUGUUGCAGAUAGGUUGGGUGGUCCCAUUGAAAGAGAUAAUCUACAUGAAUUCAGCUGGGAGCUUCAUAUAAGUGAAAUUGAAUAUGAACUUAAAUGUAAUGUGAUACCAAUUGGGAAGAUCGGCAAGGGGACCUUCUACCACAGAGCUUUACUUUUCAAGGUUCUGGCAGACAGAAUUGCUAUUAAUUGCAGCCUUUACCGUGGUGAAUAUAAUAGAGGGUGGAAUGAGGUGAAAUUGGUUGAUGAUUCUCCUUUGGGAAUACCUGGACUUCUGCUUCCCCCUCAAGUAUUUAUUGUGGAUCUUAUGUACGAGCCAGGCUGUCUCAUGAAAGAAAAAAGUCCAGAGGCAGAUCGUUAUCGACGGAUUUGAUUAUAUAUUCUUAACUUUCUCUGUGUAUGUAUUUAUUGGCUUAUUAGCAUUUCAGUUUGCUUUGUUAAAAUCCUACAUAUAAGGCUUAUUUUCCAAGUUGGGAAUCUAUUCCCAGAAGCUGGGAGUUGGAGAAAGGUUCUGAGAAAGACAAAGUUGAUUAUAUUUGUAUUUUACAUUUUUAAAAGAAAUGACCACAUUGAUCCAUUUGGUAGGAUCACCAUAUCAAAACUGUAUAAUGAAUCUCAGGUCCUCUUGGGUGAAGGUGUGGAGAUCACCAAUAAUGUUCAGUUGCAUGUCCCUUAGUUUGGAAAGUUAGCUGAACACCCUUACUACUAACCUUCCAGAAAGUUGUUUAAGGCAUCAGAGGAUUGAGAAAUGGACCUGUGCACUUAUUUGUAUUUGUGCAUUUUGCACAUAAUUUACAAUAUUAUUAUAAUGUAUACAUUAUGUUUUUAACAGAUA